Molecule: messenger RNA, 2433 nt
Organism: Chaetomium globosum CBS 148.51
Lineage: Eukaryota; Fungi; Ascomycota; Sordariomycetes; Sordariales; Chaetomiaceae
Exons: 2
Coding region: 1-2433 (810 amino acids)
Biological process (GO): carbohydrate metabolic process
Source: RefSeq, a predicted model, not a curated record
AUGAUCGGGUUGAUCUCGCUGGGCCUAGCAGCCAUUGCAGGCGCCGCGGUUACCCCAAGACAUCUGCACCCACUUCGAACGGACUCUCGGUUGAUCACGGCACAAGAUGGACCGAUCGUCCUAUCUUCCAGUACGACAGAGGGCAGCGUCCGUGUUCUCGAUUACGGGGCCAACGUAGAGGGUAUCCCGUCGUUCGAAGUUGUGAGCGCCACGGGCCAGGCGCUCGUUCUCGAGAUCACUUACUCGGAAACCAAGGCCGGGUUGGAUUCGUACUUGGGUGACGGUCCAAUCCCGCUAGCGGCAGCCAUGGAUACGUACCGCAUCAACCGUUACUACAUCGAUGCUCCGGGCCAGUUUACCCAUCGCCAUGUCCAGGGGGGCUUCCGAUACCAGAAGCUAAAUUUCUCGUCGCCCGGCGAGCUGACGCUGCGGAAGGUUGGCGUGAUCCCAACCACUCACACGACUCCUAUCGACAAGCUGCCCGGGUCGUUCAAGAGCUCCGACAGUUCCUUGACGGAUAUCUGGGCGGUCGGUGCUAGAACCAUCCAGCUGACCGAGAUCCCCCAACAUUCUUCCCCUGAGUUUUGGGAGAUCACCAGCGAGGGUGCCGUAAUCGACAGUCUUGCACCCCAGGCCAACUCAGGGCUGGUUGCCGUCACCAGCACGGCCUACAGCCUCGAAUUCAAGGUCAAGCCGCUAAUCGGAGGCUUCGGCUUCAGCGUGCUGUCUGACACUCUCAACUCAGCGAUCUACAUCUCCGUUGAUGUCGGAGCAAGGACUGUCGCGGCCUACCUCGGGUCGACUGCCGAGGACACCGAGCUCACUAGGGCUACGGUGCCGUCGAACGUGACCCUUGCUCUGGACAGUUGGCACUCGGUACACGUCGAGGUUGCAAUGACCGAUAUUGCCAUCAGCAUCAACAGCGGACUGGUGCUCAACUUUACCCAGUACUCCAAGUUCUACGGCUCUUACGGCCUUGGUGCUUCCUUUGGUCACAAGGCCGUCUUUAAAGACCUCGUCGCCACCGACCCCACGCGCUCUGUCACUUACCAGCACCCCCUGACCGACAAGAGCUGCUUCGACGAUUUCCUGCUGGGUACCAACCCCCUCCCUGUCUCUGUCGACGGCUCGCGCCGGGACCGUAUCGCAUACGCUGGCGACCUUGACGUUGCCGGUUCUGCUGCCUUGGUUUCCACUCAUGGGCUAGAGUUUGUCGAAGGUGCCCUUGACCUGUUUGCAUCCGUCCAGGCCGCGCCCGGCUUUUUCACGCCCACUGUCAAGAUCCAGCAGAAGCCGCUUUCGACUCCUUUGGAUGUCAACAUUACAGGUCUAAUCGGAUACUCGUGGAACCUGCUCACGGCUGUCUCUCAGACGUACAUGCACACGGGAGAUCUCGCCUUGGCCUCGGAAUGGGCACCUAGGAUCGUAAGGAUGCUUGACUGGUCGCACUCGCAAACCUUGCCCAGCGGUCUGUUCAACCUCAGCGACGCCAGCUUCGGUGGAGAUUGGAAUUACUACGACCCGGCUCAGUCCGGAGUCGUCACCAAGUUCAACGUCCUCUACGCCUACGCGCUCCAAGAGACGGUCGGGCUUUUGGCCGACUCCGGUGUUGACGUCUCUGUGUAUCAGGACCGCCUCACUGCGCUGCGAGCAGCCAUUGAUGAGCACCUCUGGAGUGAUGAGCUGGGGGCGUAUGUCUACUCAGAAGACAUCAGGGACGGGUUCGGCCAGGACUCCAACGCCAUCGCCCUUCUUGCUCACGUCAACGUGGACCCGUCACACUCGUCCCACACCAUCUUGUCGACCCUCUCGAGAGAACUUGCCACGUCCAAGGGCCCCCUAGCCUUCUCCUCUGGCGUCAUCGAGCACGGUUUCCAGCGGUACAUCAGCCCCUACGCCUCGGCAUACCAUCUCCGUGCGGCGCUGGCCUCGCAGGACGCCAGAGCCGCCCGGGAGCUGCUCGACUCGCUGUGGGCGCCCAUGGCCGACGUUAACCAUGCCAACUACACGGGCUGCUUCUGGGAGACGCUGGACGCGUCCGGCCGCCCCGCGUUUGGAGCCCACACCAGUCUGUGCCACGCAUGGGCCGCGGGCCCGACGGCCGAGUUGAGCCGUUUCGUGCUCGGUGCCCAACCCACCAAGCCCGGCUGGGGUGAGUGGGCGGUUGCCCCGCAGACUCUUGGUCUCAGCUCUGCUCAGGGCGAGGUUCCCACGCCUCUCGGUGCUGUCCGUGUAAACUGGAAGUUCUGUGGAACCCUCCUCACCAUGUCUGUCGAAGCUCCUGCUGGCACCACGGGGACAGUCACUCUUCCAUCGCCGUUGUUGGUUCCGGCGGCCCAGUCCAAAUUCACCAUGAAUGGUUCUGUUGUCAACGGCACAACUGUGACUGUGAAGGGGGGUUCCAAGAUCACCAUUGUGCAGUCGAGAAAGUGA